Molecule: messenger RNA, 2018 nt
Organism: Drosophila innubila
Lineage: Eukaryota; Metazoa; Arthropoda; Insecta; Diptera; Drosophilidae
Gene: Trhn
Product: tryptophan 5-hydroxylase 1
Exons: 7
Coding region: 85-1788 (567 amino acids)
Biological process (GO): serotonin biosynthetic process; aromatic amino acid metabolic process
Cellular component (GO): neuron projection
Molecular function (GO): tryptophan 5-monooxygenase activity; iron ion binding
Source: RefSeq, a predicted model, not a curated record
AUACGACGCGUGUGCCAAGUGAAAUAAAAAAUACAUUUUGUGAUUGUGUGAACAUUUUUGGGAUUUCUCUGCCAACGGAUUAGGAUGAGUGCAUCGGGCAAAAGUCUACUUGGACUGUGGCUAUAUCGCAGCGGGGAGCAGGAAUGGUCCGUCAAGCAGGGCAGUCCACUGCACACGCUCAAGAAGGAUUCGUCAUCAUCCUCGCCGUCGGUCUCGUCGCAUGCAAGUCUCUCUCGACAUGCCUCUGCGCCCAGUGACAACAUUAUAUUGUUUUCACCCAAAAAGCAGGAUCGCUCGGAGGUGCCGCGUCUGCCGCUCGGUGGCACAGCUGUGGAUGCAGUGCGUCAGCAUUCGCCGGGCGAACGCAUCUCCAUUUUGUUCACGCUGAAGAAUCAAGUUGGCAAUUUGGCACGAGCCUUGCAGGUCUUCCAGGAGCUGGGCAUUAAUGUUCUGCACUUGGAGCUGUCACCGCUGGAGAUGUCCACCAAUCAGGCCGAUGUCCUGGUCGAUGUUGAAUGCGAUCCCCGUCGCUUGGAUCAGGUCGUCAAGAUGCUCAAUCGCGAAGUCGCCUCGGUCAACUAUACGUCCGUGAAUGCGCACAGCUUGGCCCGGGCCCCAUCCCUCUCCGCCUGCUCCAGUUUUGACUUUGGCGACAUGGUUUGGUUUCCGCGCAAGAUAUCCGACUUGGACCAGGCACAGAAUGUGCUUAUGUAUGGCUCUGAACUGGAUGCUGAUCAUCCUGGCUUCAAGGAUCCCGUUUAUCGCAAGCGACGUGAACAAUUCUCGGCUAUAGCCAACAAUUUCAAGCAUGGCAAUCCCAUUCCUCGAGUGCAAUACACACCGGAGGAGGUAAAAACUUGGGGCACCGUUUUCGUGGAGCUGCAUCGUCUCUAUCAGUUGCAUGCGGUGCCGGAGUAUAUGGAGAACUGGCCAGAUCUGGUCAAGUUUUGUGGCUAUCGUGAGGAUAACUUGCCACAGCUGCAGGAUGUCAGCAGUUAUCUGAAACGCAAGACGGGCUUUCAACUUCGUCCUGUGGCUGGUUACCUAUCGCCAAGGGAUUUCCUCUCCGGCUUGGCCUUCAGGGUUUUCCAUUGCACGCAGUACAUCAGGCACUCCUCGGAUCCCUUCUACACCCCCGAACCUGAUUGCUGUCAUGAACUCUUGGGCCAUAUGCCGCUGUUGGCCAACUCGAGUUUUGCCCAGUUCUCACAGGAGAUUGGCUUGGCCUCCUUGGGCGCCUGUGAUGCGGACAUUGAAAAGCUGGCCACUCUAUACUUCUUCACUGUGGAGUUUGGUCUCUGCAAGCAAUCGGACAGCAGCUUUAAGGUCUAUGGUGCAGGUUUAUUGAGCUCCAUAGCCGAGUUGCAACAUGCCAUAACCGCAAAGGAUAAGAUCAAGAAAUUUGAUCCAGAGUUGACCUGCAAGGAGGAGUGCAUUAUCACAUCCUAUCAGAAUGCCUACUACUAUACGGAUUCCUUUGAAGAGGCCAAGGAGCAAAUGCGCGCCUUUGCGGAGAGCAUACAACGUCCCUUUGGAGUGCGCUACAAUCCUUAUACGAGCAGCGUUGAGGUCCUGUCGAAUGCACAGAAGAUAACCGCAGUUGUCAGCGAGUUGAAGGGAGAUCUGAGCAUUGUUUGCGCCGCAUUGCGCAAGAUCUCGGCAACGGAUGAGAAUCUGGAUGUGGACAGCAUAGCGAACAUGUUGCACAAUAGUCUCAAUGUGCGUGCCGCUGGUGGCAAUGCCAAUAGUCCGGAUACCUCUGAGAACUUUAUAGCCGAAGGCGAUUAGAGCAACACUUGAAAGGGAAACUUGUUAUAAUGGGACCAUAUAUAUUGUACUAAACUAGCAUUACAGUCAAGCAGCGCUAUGAUGAACUAUAGCACAGCUUGAGUGCAUAUAUAUAUAUAUAUAUUUAUUGAUGUCUAUUUGUUGUUAAAAACUAACUUUAUUUAAACAUAUGUCUAACUUAACUUUACUUAAAUAAAAUCGACUUCAUUUCUCUGUGUCUUGGCAAUUAA